Messenger RNA from Rhinolophus ferrumequinum (greater horseshoe bat), 2018 nucleotides. RefSeq names its product phosphogluconate dehydrogenase (gene PGD). Lineage: Eukaryota; Metazoa; Chordata; Mammalia; Chiroptera; Rhinolophidae. Gene Ontology annotation, molecular function: NADP binding; phosphogluconate dehydrogenase (decarboxylating) activity. Gene Ontology annotation, biological process: pentose-phosphate shunt; pentose-phosphate shunt, oxidative branch. Gene Ontology annotation, cellular component: cytosol. The coding region runs from base 124 to 1581 and encodes 485 amino acids. The transcript is spliced from 13 exons. The record is from RefSeq and is a predicted model, not a curated record.
CUCCGGAAAGCCGCGGCCGCUGCCUCGGAAGGCGAGCCACCGCGGGACGCAGCUUCAGUCGCCCGCGACGUGCCUUCUCUGCCCUCCGCCUCUUUUCGCUCCUACCUGUCUGCCGCCGCCGCCAUGGCCCAAGCUGAUAUUGCAUUGAUUGGACUGGCUGUCAUGGGCCAGAACUUAAUUUUGAACAUGAAUGAUCACGGCUUUGUGGUCUGCGCUUUUAAUAGGACAGUCUCCAAAGUUGAUGAUUUCUUGGCCAACGAGGCAAAGGGAACCAAAGUGGUUGGUGCUCACUCCUUGGAGGAGAUGGUCUCCAAGCUGAAGAAGCCUCGGCGGAUCAUACUGCUUGUGAAGGCUGGUCAAGCUGUUGACGAUUUCAUCCAAAAAUUGGUACCGUUAUUGGAGACUGGUGACAUCAUCAUCGAUGGAGGAAAUUCUGAAUACAGGGACACCACAAGACGAUGUCGAGACCUCAAGGCCAAGGGAAUCUUGUUUGUGGGGAGCGGAGUUAGCGGUGGAGAGGAAGGGGCCCGGUACGGCCCAUCACUUAUGCCAGGAGGGAACAAAGAAGCCUGGCCCCACAUCAAGACAAUCUUCCAGGGCAUCGCGGCCAAAGUAGGAACUGGAGAACCCUGCUGUGACUGGGUGGGAGAGGAGGGAGCGGGACACUUCGUGAAGAUGGUGCAUAAUGGCAUAGAGUACGGUGACAUGCAACUCAUUGGCGAGGCCUACCAUCUGAUGAAGGACGUUCUGGGCGUGGAGCAUGACGGGAUGGCAAAGGGGAGUGUGUUUGAGGAAUGGAAUAAGACAGAGCUAGACUCAUUCCUGAUUGAAAUCACAGCCAAUAUUCUCAAGUUCCAAGACAGCGAUGGCACACACCUGCUGCCAAAGAUCAGGGACAGCGCGGGGCAGAAGGGCACGGGGAAGUGGACGGCCAUCUCAGCCCUGGAGUACGGCAUGCCUGUCACCCUCAUCGGAGAAGCGGUCUUUGCCCGCUGCUUGUCAUCUCUCAAGGACGAGAGGAUUCAAGCUAGCAAAAAGCUGAAGGGUCCUCAAAAGAUCCAGUUUAAAGGUGAUAAGAAGUCAUUCCUGGAGGACAUUCGAAAGGCCCUCUAUGCUUCCAAGAUCAUCUCUUACGCUCAGGGCUUUAUGCUGCUGAGACAGGCAGCCACUGAAUUCGGCUGGACCCUCAACUAUGGUGGCAUUGCCUUGAUGUGGAGAGGGGGCUGCAUCAUCCGAAGCGUAUUCCUAGGAAAGAUCAAAGAUGCAUUUGAUCGAAACCCAGAACUUCAGAACCUGCUACUAGAUGACUUCUUUAAGUCAGCGGUCGAAAACUGCCAGGAGUCCUGGCGGCGGGCAGUCAGUACUGGUGUCCAGGCAGGCAUCCCCAUGCCCUGCUUCACCACUGCUCUUUCCUUCUAUGAUGGGUACAGACACGAGAUGCUGCCAGCCAACCUGAUCCAGGCUCAGCGGGAUUACUUUGGGGCCCACACCUAUGAACUCUUGGCCAAACCAGGGAAGUUUAUCCACACUAACUGGACCGGCCACGGCGGCAGUGUGUCCUCCUCUUCAUACAACGCCUAGUCGCACUCACCGUGUUAACCCACCACAAUUCCAUAGACGGGACAUUCCAUUUGCCACACAACACCGCUUACACGGCCCUUUGCCCUACUUUCUGCUUAGAUCUUUUAAAACAAAGUGUCGGAAGAGACUCCCGAAAAGUCACCCCGAGCUUACUUGUGAAGUAGUUCUGUGAGACCCACCGUGCACUCUGUCCUUGCCUCUAGGGACUGGCCAGGAAUUGAGGUGCGACAGCGCAAACCAGCUCCUGACGCAGUGACUUUCCACAUGUCCCAUGUCCCGUGGAUUAGGGAGGCAGUCUAAGUUUGCCCUGAUAGAGGCAGCAGCUCUUACCACGUAGAAGGGAAGGGCUUGUUUUGGAAAUUGAUCAGACUGGAACCUUUGUAUCACGCAGCUGAAUUCCUUUUUUCCUUUACUUAAUAAAAACGAUAUUAUAUUUA